Molecule: messenger RNA, 3652 nt
Organism: Scatophagus argus
Lineage: Eukaryota; Metazoa; Chordata; Actinopteri; Scatophagidae
Product: zinc finger protein 2 homolog
Exons: 3
Coding region: 369-2195 (608 amino acids)
Biological process (GO): regulation of transcription by RNA polymerase II
Cellular component (GO): nucleus
Molecular function (GO): RNA polymerase II cis-regulatory region sequence-specific DNA binding; DNA-binding transcription factor activity, RNA polymerase II-specific
Source: RefSeq, a predicted model, not a curated record
CCCGCCCUACGCUGCUUCUGAUUGGUUAGCACUUAUUUUCUUCGUCUUUUUGGGUUGGUUAGAUUCCGUGCGACUGCGCUGUUUAGGUUCAGGUGGGACCAAUGAGAUUGGUUAAUGUCAGGCGAAGAGAAAUUGGUAAGCCAAUCAAAUGCGAGGAGGGUGGGUCAUGCCUUCACCAUCAUCGGGAAAAAUAUGGCUAACGGGAGUAGGCUACAGUCAUUGGCCACAGUAAAAAUGUAUUAUUGUAAUAAAGAACAUGUGUAUUUUUUGUUGCUUUUGUCGUUUUGAACCCGGGUCUGACAUAUUGAAAUCGCUGAUGUAAAGCUAAGCCGUCGAUCUGGCGACAACACCAGCGUUUGUUUAAAUUCAUGGACAAAGACAAGUGUAGCGACAUUCAUGGUCAGUGCUCCUGGAUGGAGAUGCAUCAGUUCAUUGGUGACCUCAUCACAUCUGCAAACACCUCGAAGGAUCAGCCAGAUCUGCUAAACGCAGCAUGGGGCGUAGCUGGUGAUGGCGAGGCUCUGGGGUUCAAAGUUUCUUCACUUGAACCUCUACGACAACCUCGACCUGCUCAGGGCAAGUCAGAGGCGGAGCCUGGCCGACAGAUCCAGCCUGGGGCAUCACAGAGGAAGGGAGAGGCCAGAGACAGGCGAGACGAUGUGCAUUAUGCCUGCACCUGCCCUGGCUGCCCUUACUCCACUUCUCCGCCUACCUUUGAGAUUUUAAAAGCCAGACAAUCUUUGUCCUCACCACCACGCCCAGAUGCAGUAUGCCACAACUUACUGGACACCGAACCAAGCAGCAGCAGAACCACCACAUCUGAGCUCGAGACCAGGACGUCCGGUCGACCGCAGAGGGAGGAGGCAGACGGGGGGACUCAGAGCUCAGAACAGAACUCAGAGACUCCUUCCAGGGUGUCCUCGAGCUCCUUGUCCCACCUUUCCAUGUUUCCCUGCUUGUGUUGCCGUCGCAGCCUCCAAUCCUGCACCCAGAUACCAAGUCACCAGGAAGGCACGGACUCCUCGUUUUCACACACCCAUGCCCAUCAUCAUUUUCAUCACCACCACUGUCCUUUAACCUGCUGUUUGCCCUGUCCCCAGCUUGUCCGCUCUCAUGCUCCACAGCUUUCUGGCCCUCUUCCCUGUUUGUCUUGCCAGCACUCCUUCGCCACCUGUACUAAGGAGUGCCACCACCGCAGACAAACGCAUACUCAGCAACAAGAAGAAAGAGGCAGGGUGACUAUGACCAUGUCUCUACAUCCAUGUAUGCAUUGCUCGGCGUCUUUUUCCAGACCGUCCCAGUUGCUGCAGCACCAGCGCUCCGAACACGCCCACAAACCGUCCGGCUUCCUCUGCACGGAGUGCGGCAGGGCCUUCAACUCGCACAGCAACCUCCGCAUCCACCUCAAUGUGCACACUGGUGCCAGGCCCUACUCCUGCUCUGACUGCGGGAAGAGUUUUAGCCAAUCUGGGGCCCUGAAGAUCCACAGACGCAUUCACACGGGUGAAAGACCGUAUUCCUGUGGAUUUUGCGGCAGAGGGUUUCCCCAUCUGGCAGGGGUCAGGGCACAUCAGAGGACCCACACAGGAGAGAAGCCCUACCGCUGUAACCAGUGUGGGAAAUGUUUCACCCAGUCAGGAGCUCUUAAGAUCCAUACCCGCAUCCACACAGGAGAGAGGCCCUUUAUCUGCAGCCUCUGUGGGAAAGGCUUCUCCAACCGCUCUGGGAUCCGCUUUCACUACCGCACAGUUCAUGGACUGGCCCCCGAAGUACCACAUCCAGAAGCCGGAGCUGGGGGUGCAUCUCGGGGACCAGCAGGCCGUGGUUAUCCAACUGGGCGUCCCCGGACUUUUCCCCCACCUGGCGCUGGGCUAAAUUCACCCAGCAGCCCAGAUAACAGCUCAAAUACAGCUCUAAACUCCAGAGAUUCCCCUGCCUCGACUGCUGCUCCUCCUGGCUCAUCUCUUCUUGGCAGUAAUGAGAGCAAAUCUCAGUCAGAGCGCACAAACCCAGGCAGUAACAGAGAGGGGCUUCUGUAUGCAUGUGAAGAUUGUGGGCUGCGUUUUAAGGAUGCGCCAUCCAGGAACAGACACCAGACUCAGAUGCAUUACUCGUCUGGCGGGAGAGAAGAAGAGGAGGGCCAGAGGAAAGAGUUUAGCGCAAAUAAGAGGGUCAGUGAUAACAGUGGAGAGUGAAUGAUUGAUAUUGGUGUAUUACAACAGCUGAAUUAUCUGUGGGGAAUAUAUUCUGUAGUCAAAUACUAUUAAUCUUUUCAAUUUGAAAGAUUUUUGAUGACAACAUUUCUUUAUGGGCUAUUACUGUAUAGACUUAAAUCAAAUUUUUGAAUUACAAAUUUGCAGCACCUUAAAAAAAUUAUAGGAGAUGUUGUGUAUGUCUUGUCUGUUUUUAUAACAUAAGUUUGUUUGAUUUGACAGAAGUUCAGGCUGGUUGACAUUUUUCUAUAAGUUAGGUGUCCACUUGCCUGUUUGUACUGAUUGAUCAGUGCUACAAGGUUCAAAACUAACUUAAAAUAACCUUAAACACCUUGCUGCUGCAAUCAAACACCAAAAUAACUCCUAAAAUGUUUUUGUCUUGUCUUGCCACUUGUCUUAUUGUGCCUUACUCAGCUGAGGAGCAGGUUAGCGAAUUUAUUGCCAAAUGUGACACCACAAAAGUAUUUCUAGAACAUAACUUUUUUGAGGGUCUUUUAGUAACAUUUUCAGAUGGAGGACUACUGACCCUGAAUACAAAAGUAACAUUUUCUUUAUUUUCUUCUUUUAUAUAUAUUUCCUCAAAGGUGAUCAAUGUGAACAACAGUAAUGCCAUAUCUGUUUACUUAAAGUAAAUCCUUUAGUGACUUAAAUCUUUAUAAUCCCCAUAAAAAACUAAGACAAUCCAGUGGACUUUAAGUGGCACAGAAAAUGAAUAAGUAGGUAUGGAAUACAGAGUUAAUUUUAUUUAAUUCUUUAAGUGUUUCUCACACUUGGAAAGUUGCUGUCGUGGCAAAAAAAACCUAACAAAUCACAGGAAGGCCACAUACUGGAAUUGUUUUCUAUGUUGAGGUUUUGUGAUAUUCUUCAUAACCCCUCAAAUGAAACAGAAAUCUCUUUUCCAUAGUGAUGAGCAGCAACAUAAUAGCUCUGGUGUUUGGUUGAGGUAUGGGUGUCUUGCUCAAGGACACUGCAGUAGGUUUCAUUGCAGGGUCCUCCAUGCUAAUCAUGAUAUCACCCUGCCUGUUGUGCCUUUCUGUGUUACACUGAUAUAAUCAAAGCAUAUAUUUUAAACCAAUGUUUUGUUUGUUACUUUACUAUGUAUGUUAUAAAUGAAUGAUAAUUAUUUGAGGAAAGAGAACCAGCAAAUUAUUACAUUAUUGUUACAUGUUUAAAACUCAAGAGAGCCACCUAGUGGUAAUACAUAAUCAUAGCAACAAUCUUAACCACUUUGUUACUGUGUACCAUUUAUAGUGCUUCUUAAAUGUUGUUUUGAUGUUGAAAUUAUACAUUGUGAAUAGAACAUUUUGUCAGGACAAGUAACAUUCAGUCCACGUUUUUUGCAUUAAACUGUUAAACGGACAUACAUUACUGUAUGUGUUUUCUGAAAGUGCAGCUUGUGAUCAAACAUUUUAUCAAUAAACAGUAUCUCUGAGACACGA